Molecule: messenger RNA, 1011 nt
Organism: Parnassius apollo (apollo)
Lineage: Eukaryota; Metazoa; Arthropoda; Insecta; Lepidoptera; Papilionidae
Source: the annotation of a GenBank genome assembly
AUGUCUCUCGAAAAUCGACCGCGACUUCCCCGCAUACCCCUUAGCAAGCGAAAUCGGGCUGUCGUGCGGGCUCUUAACCCAAUGCUGGUGACCUAUUUGGAAGCCAGCCGGGACCUUUGCGAGACGGAUUCAAUUCUUUUUGGCGCCGCACUGGCAGUAUGCCGUAUUAUUGGCGCCAAACUUCCCGUGGCUGGACGUGCUACUCAAAAAAGUAGCGCCAUCCCAGCCUGGAGAAAAAGAAUUGAGGAACGUAUCGCAAAGGCAAGGGCCCUUAUCGGCAGACUUACAAACUUCAGGUCGGGUAAUAAUAGACCGAGGAUUAUGCGCACCGUUAGGAUGGCGUUUGCUGGGACAAAUAUCAGUUUGUUCCAACCGGAUAUCACGCAAAAACUAACGGAGCGCAUAGAUGACCUGAAGCAAAAAAUCGCUGCUUGGGGGAAGCGGAUUCGACGAUUUAGCGAGAGGUCAAGGCGGUUCAACCAGAAUCGUCUCUUCCAGAGUGAUCAGAAGAGGCUCUAUAAAUCAUUGGAGCGACCAGAGAUAUGUGGAGCGGGCCCAAGACCGGAUCAGGCAGACACUGUCGCAUUUUGGCGUGGCCUGUGGUCAGAGCCCGUAAACCACAGCGAGGGCCCUUGGAUGAAAGUUGUGGCGAGCCAGAGUGCAAGUGUUACGCCUAUGGACCCUGUCACCACAACGCCUGAAGACGUGGCUGUGGCGGUCCGUAGGGCCCCGAACUGGAAAAGUCCGGGGCUCGACGGGCUGCAUCAUUACUGGCUGAAGGGGUUCGUAGUGUGUCACGCUGUGCUCGCCCGACAGUUUCAAGAGGCUCUCGAUCAGAAGUCGCUCCCGAGCCUCUUCACUACUGGGAUCACUCAUUUGGUUCCUAAAGAUCAGGAUACCACAGACCCGAGCAAAUACCGCCCCAUCACGUUGACAGAAGUAAAUAUAGCAAUAUUCAGACUAUUAAGUCUUAGUUAUCGCGGUCGAGAUGGAAGCAGGGAACUUAAAUAA